Molecule: messenger RNA, 1826 nt
Organism: Cloeon dipterum
Lineage: Eukaryota; Metazoa; Arthropoda; Insecta; Ephemeroptera; Baetidae
Gene: Polr3C
Product: RNA polymerase III subunit C
Exons: 9
Coding region: 106-1683 (525 amino acids)
Biological process (GO): DNA-templated transcription
Cellular component (GO): RNA polymerase III complex
Molecular function (GO): single-stranded DNA binding
Source: RefSeq, a predicted model, not a curated record
CUUAAGUGUUUCCGUGCUUAUUUCAGUUUCAUUGUAAAAGAAAGGGGUUCCUGUUUUUUUUUUUUUGCUAAAAUUAAUGAUAAAUAUAAUUGAGAAGUUGGCAUUAUGUCAGGCACCAACCAGCACUCACAACUGUGCUCAAUCCUGUUGAGAGAGGCGUAUGGAGAUCACGCUGUAAAAGUUGCCAUGUGCUUAUUUCGAUUUGGAGACCUCACUUUUUCGCAGUUAGCGUCUCAUUCGAAAUUGAAGCAGUCCAAGCUGCAAACUGUCCUCAAGGGUCUGAUUAAUUUUGGCCUAGUUAAAUUUGAGAUGGGAGUUGACGCCAAGUCUGGAACACAGUCAAACACUCCAAUAUAUAGUCUCUGCAAGGACAGAGUCCUUUUCUUGCACAGAUACAUACGGGGAGUACCAGUGUUCAUAUGGAAGUUUGGAACUGAGGGGGAAAUCGUCCUGGACUCCCUCAUGAAAUGUGGACACGAAUGUGCUUCUGGUAUAAUUUUCCAAGCGACAGUGCGAAUUUUGAAGACUGAGUCUGACCAGAACGUGGCCAGUGUCCUAGAACAGAUUAAGGGUAAAUUGACAGAGCUCAUACAGUUUGGACUCAUCGAAAGGGCUCCUUCAAAACAACCUGAAAACCAAGAAAAGUUGAGCGACUUUUCUACGCCUGGAAAAAAUUACUCGCUCAAAGGGGUUGAUCUACCAAUGAUGGUUGAGAGAAUUUCCAAUGGUAUAUUAACUCUUGAGGAUGCAGAAGACCAAGCCAUUCUGUGGCAAGUUAGUCGGAAUAGGGUGACUCAGCUGCUCAGGGACGAGAUGUUUGCUGAAGCUCUCACUGGUAGAGUUGACUGUCACGCUGGAAAUUUGGUGCGCGUUCUUCUGCAAUUGAUGGCAGAUACAGGGCCUGCAAUGAGUGAUGUAUCAAACAUCUUACACAAGCCCUUCAUUAUAUCGGCAGUCAAGAAUAGCUACUCCGGCUCCCCUCUGGAAGCUCACCUCUCUGAAUAUCUCCAAAUUUUGUCUCAAGACUCGAGCUCAUUAGUAAAAAAUUUAGGAGAUGCUUCUGGUGGCGAGUACCAAAUAACUUUGAAGUCUGCAAUACUUGAGCUGACAUGGUCUGCUUUGGAGAAAAUAACUCAAGAGCAGUUUGGCACGAAAGGUGCAAGAAUAUUUCGGGUUGUACGAAGACAUCAGUUCAUCCUUGUAGAUGAUAUCCAGAAUCAUGCGAUGCUGCCUCCAAAGGAAGCCAAACAAAUUUUGUACACGCUAGUAGGGCAGAAUUUUGUGCACUUCAGAGAAAUGAAAUUAGGAACAGGAUCAGAAGCAGGAAAAACUUCAACGUCCUACUACUUCUUUAUAAAUCUGAACCAAUUGGUGCGAAUGUGUUUAGAAAAAUGCUACCUCGCUCAAUUUUCCGCAUCAGUACGACAAAAUGACAUCGUCAGUAAAUACAGUCACACCAUCCAGAAGGAAAGCAGACUAACAAGCCUGUACGUGACUUUGAAAGAUCAAGGCGCCCCACAGGAGCAGCUAGAAGAUAUAGCUGGGAUGCUGACCCUCACUGAGAGGGAAGAUUUACAGAAGAUUGGAACUUGGCGCGCCCAGCUAAACUUCUCUGAAUACGAUAUUGACAAUUCGAUUCUUCUGUUUGAAUUAUAUAUUCAAAUGUUCAAGGGGAAAAUAUAAGGGAGGUGCUGUGUUGUACAUCAAAUUUUCCUAGGUCAUAAUUUAAGUGAAAAAAAUUCUAUUUCGAGACUGAUUAUACAUGCUUGUGUCAUUUCUUGCUAAAAGUUAAAUCAUUAAAAAUUUAAAUAAAAAAUUGCACAACA